Molecule: messenger RNA, 1647 nt
Organism: Sclerotinia borealis F-4128
Lineage: Eukaryota; Fungi; Ascomycota; Leotiomycetes; Helotiales; Sclerotiniaceae
Source: the annotation of a GenBank genome assembly
AUGAGAUUCCUAAUGGCUUCAGAAAAUAGUUCAGACUUCACCGGGAACGAUACUAAUUUAUCAAAAUCAAUAUUGGCCUUUGACUUCAGAGUAGUCGAAAGACCGAUCUAUAAAUCAAAUAGCGGACCACCUCUUCAGACCAUUUCACUCAUUCCUCCUCACAAAUUAAAUGGAAUUAUUCUCGAUUAUUUUCCAUAUCCAAAGCGGAAGGACCCUAGCCACUUCUUGGUGGGCUACGAAAAAGAGCCACAUAAUCAACUUGUUAUACACCCAAACAAUAUUCGCAAUUAUGUUUCUGAAUAUUCUUUGGAAAAUUGGGAGCAUGAACGAAGCACUGCAGAAGAGAAACGCGCCAUCGAAGAACUUCAGCCACGUUUGAAAGUAGCAGAGAGAGCAAGAGUAUUGCGAGAAUUAAAAAGGGCGGGUUUGUCACGUGAUGUUCUUAAGGGAGAUAAUGCCGAACAGUAUCAUGCUUUGGGGAUGCCGAAGAAGAGAGGCAGGCCUCCUAAGUCUAUGGCGAGUUUACUCAAGCCAGUGCCUAAACCAUUACCCGAUCUACCAGGUGGAAAACGUCGACCAGGACGACCUCGAAAAGAGGUGGAAGUUCAUGUCACUUUACCUAGUUCCUCACAUCAUCAUCAACCCUCUUUAUCUCAGCCAUCAUUAUCCCAACCUUCUCUAUCACAAUCAUUCUCUACAGCACCAAGAGCAAUGUUGGAGCAUGCAAUCCCCGAUUCGGAAAGUGAGGAGGACGAGGAGGAGGAGGAAGAUGAUGAUACCGAUCUUGCCUUGGAUCUUCAACUCAACACACAGGUAAAUCAGCUAUCUAGCUCUGUCAUGAACUCACCUAUCGUCCCUAAAACUUCGAGUCCGGUCAUGAAUGCUUCAAGUCAAUAUCACAUCAACAAAACUCCUGUACAGUCACCCCAGAAAAACAAGCAUUACAGAAAGUCACCCCACAAUCGUUCCCAACGAGCUCCAAUUCUCCCAGGCAUGAGCGUGGACGCAUAUCCAUACAGUAAAGCCAACAUCGAUUCUUACAACGAAAAUAAGAGCAUAAGGAAGGAUGUGAGCUCGAGUAUUCACAACCAAUUUUCAUCAAGCCUUCAGCAUCUACCUAUUUCAUCAGUGGAAAAUGGUAAACAGCCCACUGAUCGUGCAUCCCACGGCACAACUCAGAGGCCCCAGCCAAAAAUACACGAUUACUUUAAAGAUUUCGGUACCAAAAGCCCUACUCCGAAGAAGGGGGAAGCGAGUCGACAUGAUCAGCUUGCAUCUAGUCUCAAACGCAAACCUUCCUCAUUAUUGGGACGAGAAGUAGAGUCAAGUGGGAAAUCUCAAAACAAAAACCGAAGACUUGGCAAGGAUCCCGAUGACUACUUAGAUGCCGAUUAUAAAGAAGGGUCUUCGAAAAGGGGGACUGCAUUAACCAUGAAGAAUCGUGCUCCAAGCUUCGUUUCAAGCCCAGCUGCGCGACGCGGAAAUAAUGUGUUCAAUCUCCGAAACUCCCGAAGCAGAAGUCGACAACCCGAUUCCUUCCCAGAUGAAGUUAAGGAGGGGAAAGAAGAUGUAGACGAAGGCGGAAAUGAAAGCAAAAAUGAAUAUUUUGGGAAGCUUAUGACAACGAGCCACCAGUGUGGGCUGUGA